AUGCAUCUUUCUAUGACGCGUCGCCUGAUGACGAAACUGGAGUGGGACACGACGAAAUGCCCCCUCUCCCAGAUGACACGCAACUGGUCACUGGAAAGUUCGUCACCCUUCUUUGCGGAACGGGUGGGACGAAACUGCCUGGGAACGGUCGCCGUCGGAAAAGGGGUAGGGGUACACACUGGUACUUCCAAUAAUCCCCUUCCGGGGCCCCGAGUGCGUCUACGCGCGACAUCGCCUUGCGGCAAUGACGCGGAGUUAGGCGCCGCAACUUCGGGCACGGGUUUGAAUCCCGCAUCGCCCAGUGCCUACCAAGUUCUCGCGCGCGCAGAGGUCUCUGUCGCGCGCGAAUCCCCCCGGUCUCCGGCCCCGAUUUUGGGUGCCAUCAUUGAACGGGAAGAGGCCUGGCGACCCCCCGUUGGUACCUCCGAAGCUACCUUCGACAAUAUACUUGGUUUAAGUAUAGGAGUCGCCGUGGCUUCUCGAAACGCGCAACAAAACGCGCGGACGGCCACGGAUCAAGGUAGCGCAGCGUGCGUCGGCCCGUUCGGGGCCUCAAGCACACCGCUCGCCGCCUCCUCCGCGCGCCGUUUGGCUUCCCCCGCCUCGCCGGACGCUACCGCCGCUGCCGUGGCCUCGCAGGAUGAAGAUGCGAUUGUUGGCAUACCCGGCAGGGCGGGCGUUACGCUGCCCGACCGGGUAUCGCCGACACAAGGACAAGGACUGCAGAGCGACGGCUCCCCGGGCGCAAGCAUGCGGCGCCCGGGUACCAAGACGUGCACCAAGGGCAUCUACACGUUACGGAGCGCCCUCCCAGACGUGGGAGCGGCCGAAGACACUGCUAGCGAUGAUGUUGGGCCCGGCAGGGCGGCAAGCAUGCUGCCCGACCGGGUCCAGCAUGGACAUCUACAGAGCGUCGGCUCCCCGGGUGCCCACAGGCAGCCCCCGGGUCCAGACGCGUGCGCAACGGUUCCCCCCGCCCUCCCGCUCGCUCCGGAAGCCCCCGCCGCCGCUCGAGGCCCCGCGAUUGUUGCUGCUAGACCCGGCAGGGCGGCACGCAUGCUGCACGACCGGGUGCAGCUCGGGUCCGCGCUCGUAGCCGCAACGGCUCGCGCACUGGGUGCCUUCCAAGGCCCCAGCGACCCAGAGGAUAGCGAAAACAGCGACGGCGGGGCCCCCGACGACGACACUGCCUCCUCGAUGGACGACGACGCUGCCUCCUCCUCAAGUGAUGACGACCGGCUCGGGCAUGUAGCUACGGAGCUGCCUGCCCGAGCUGGGUACACUGCAGUGGCCGCGGCCGCUCCCGCGGGCAUGCACGCUACCAUCAGCGAGGCCGUGUCCACUGCAGCAAUUGUUUAUGAUGUUGUUGAUGUCUCACGUACCUGUGACGACCGGCUCGGCUGGCAGACACCCAUACUGCCCGACCGAGCCGGGUGCGACGCUCCGAUGCCUUGCGGCAACGAGUUGUCUGCUGGGCCCUGCCCCCAAACCGAUGACUGCACACCCGGCAGGGCUGGUACCAUGCUGCCUGCGGGUCCUGCACAGGCUCCUGCCACGACCGCUGCCGUCCCCAUGGAGGUUGACCACCAUGUACCGGGCACGCCGCCUCUCGUGCUCCGCCUCGGCGGCAAGCGUCGCCGCUUGAGCGAUGACGCCGACGACGACCCGCGCGAGCAAGCCGAGCAACUGCUGCUCGAGGACGUUGAGGCCGGCCCCAAGCACUCAGCGCUUUGGCCAUCCACGGCUAGCGCACUCCCGGCCUCCGUCCUGGCCGUGUAUGCCCACAACGCGCAGCGCUUCACGUGCACACUGUGUACAUACACGGCCUCAAGCUUUGCUGCGCUCAAGCGACACAGGGACUCACGGCACCGACGCAUCUCCUUCCUCGACCGCUUCUCGGCAGGUUGUGCGUGCGGCACGCCUUUCGUAUCGAGGCUGGCAGCAGCAAACCACGCUCGCGCGUGUGCCAGCCUCCGCGACACUUCGGCUGCGACCGCGUCAGCAGCCGGGGAUCUCAGCCCCACUGCUGGUGCAGUCAAUGCCACCGCUACGGUGGCCCACACCGAACCCGUGCUGCCCCGCCAAGACCCUCCGGUGCUCACUGUGUCCCCCCCACAGUCGAGCACCACUCAUGACAGCGUGGUGGUGUCAAGGAUUGCCGACCGUCUCCUCCCGCCAGAGUUAACGGAGGAGGAGGAGACCAAGGCUGGUGACAGCGACGACGAGGACGUCAACGACGACCAGGACAUGGACGGCGAGUGGCUGCUGCGCCUUGACGAUGCCUGCCGGGCAAACCCUGGGCCUGGCGGCGCCGGCGCUGCGCUAUUCAAGCCCAGCGGCCCCGUAGUGUGGACGUGUUCCCACUACAUGCCGAGCAGCGGCGAAACCAACAACACGGCCGAGGUGACAGCACUUGUCAUCCAGCAGGUGCGUGGCAUAUUCGCCACACGCAACAAGCGCCUGAGGCUAAUGCGCAUUGCGGUCAAGGCGGAGCUGGCGCGGAUGGAGCGGGCAACGCUUCAUCCCAUCGACAGGCAGGCGAAUGGUCAUGCCGACCGCCUCGCCAACGCCGCUCUUGACCGCCGCGCGACCGAGUUGGAGUGCGGGGUGCAUACCGAUGGACAUGGAUGCACCUCCACCUCCACUCUGGCCCCUGCACCCGCAGCUACACCCCCGCCUGCCACACCGCAUGUCGCGGUGGACACGGAUGUCCCCCCAAGCCCCGUCGAUGACGACAACAUGGGGGACAUCGACGAUGGCGAGGUGUAUGCAGCGAUGAGUGUGGGGCCGGAUACAGUGCCUCAUCGCCGGUCGCGACUGCGCCUACGGCAGCUAAACGAAGACGAGGAAGAGGCUGCGGGCAAGUUGGUGGAGCGGCUAGCAGCGAGGCUAGCUGCCAAGAUAACGGACGCUGAUGACUGGGAGGAGGCGGAGGGCUACAUCACAGCCCUCCCGUAUGCGCUGUACGAUCAACUGCAGCCUUACUCCCAGACACAGCACCCCGCCCAACCUCACUCCCAGCGCCCGCAGCUGCACUAUCCAGACGUGCGUCCUGCCAGGCGACCGGAGCCACACCAAGGUCCGGCGCAGGCCGUGACGCUAGACGGUCAGCGCCAAGGUGGCAGCCGUUCACGUCGUCGCCGUGGUCACUCCGGUGGUGGCAUGGGGCGCCGGCGCACACGUCCGCCCCGUGUGACACGUCAUCACCGUGAGUACCGGCUUGACGAGGCUCUGGACGCCAUGCAUGCUGUCCAGCGUAGCGAGCCGGGCAACCGCAAGGUUGUUGCCAAGGCACGUCGUCGUGUGGGGAGGAUCAACUCCUCCAUUUCACAGCAACGCCUCCGCCACCUCUUCGAGACUUCGGAGAAGGUGUGUGUUGAGAGCAUCCUGGCGACGGCUCGGUCCAAGCGCGAGGCAGAUGAGGCUGCGGCUACGCCAGCCAGCACCUCUGCGCCUCCGCCGGACUGUGUGGACGUGGAGGAAGGCACCUGCCCUAUUCCAGGGGAGAGCCUGCACCGGUUCUUUACCGAGGUGAACACCCCGGUGGGUGCCUUCGACCCUAUGGCGCCAGUCGGAGCCUCGUUCCGCGCGGCCAUGGACCGCCUGCCUCCAGCGACAGUUGACAUGGCGCUGCUCACGGAUGGGCCGUCUUCGCAUGAGAUCGAGGACCAAGUGCAGCGUGCGCGUGGCAGUUCCAGCCCUGGCUUGGACGGUGUCGGCUAUGACAUCUUCAAGCUGUUCACGGCCCAGCUUCUGCCCGCCCUGCAUGCGGCGUUCGCGCGCUGCUGGCAGUCCAAGCGUGUGCCGCAGAGCUGGAAGGUUGGCGUGGUGCGCCUGCUGCACAAGAAGGGCGAUCGGCUCGACCCAUCCAAUUGGCGGCCGAUCUGCUUGCAGCAGGCCAUCUACAAGUUGUACGCCGGCGUCUUGUCGCGUCGCUUUACGCGCUGGCUCGACGUCAACGGUCGCCAUGCCGACGCGCAGAAGGGCUUUCGAGCCAUGAACGGCUGCGGGGAACACAACUUCCUCGCAGCCAUGCUCGUCGACCAAGCCCGCCGCAAGCAUCAAGAGUUGCAUGUCGUGUGGUACGACUUUGCUAACGCUUUUGGUAGCGUGCCACACGACUUGCUAUGGGAAGCGCUACAACGGCAGGGUGUUCCGCCCGAGUUUGUCGCUUGUUGCCGUGGUCUCUACGCAGGCGCAGCGUUUACAAUUGGUAACGCUGUGGAUGGGACCACGGCACCGAUCGCGUUGAAGGUGGGCGUGUUUCAAGGCUGCCCUCUCAGCCCCCACCUCUUCACCGCCGCGAUCGCCCCGCUGCUUCACGCGCUCAAGUCGCUGCCGGACACUGGAGUGAAGCUGUCAAGCGAAGACCGUCCCGGUGCUGCUGCUUACGCAGACGACUUGAAGACAUUCAGCAGCACCGUGGACGGUUACCAGCGUCAACAUUCGGUGGUGCAAGACUUCCUACGCUGGACUGGCAUGAAGGCUAACUCGCUGAAGUGCAGCACCAUGUCAGUCCAGCGAGAUGUGCGUGGUCUCCACCAGACCAGCGACCUCGGGCUGCAGCUGAACGGCACCCCGAUCCCCGCGCUCAGCGCCUCCGACUCUUACCAGUACUUGGGGAUCGGGGAUGGCUUCGACCAUGUGCGCCGUCGCGUCGAGCUGGGCCCAGCUAUCGCCCAGCUCAAGCAUGAUGCGACGGCACUGCUGCAGUCCGGGCUGGCGCCGUGGCAGGUGGUCAAGGCGGUCAAGGUGUACCUUUACCCGCGCGUCGAGUACGCCCUCCGGCACUUGCGACCGUUCGCACAGCAGCUGGAGGGCUUCGAUCGCCACCUUGUUCGCGGUUUGGGGCUUCUGCCCUUGACGGAGCUGCACGGGGCACUUCAAGUGGCGCAUGGGUGGCAGAUGUUGCACUCUUCUGACCCUGCCACCCAGCGCAUUGCCCGCCAGCAGCUCCGUCAAAUUGCAGAGGCCCGCUACAAGUUGGAUGUCGUGCUGUGGAAGGACCGUGAGGAGGAACUGGGCGAGCUCCUUCUCAACAGUAAGCUGGGGGCGUCGGACCCAGCGCCGCCCAAGCGAAGGAAUGCGGACAUUGGGUCGCUGUGGUUCGACGUCCGGGGUCACCUUCACCGCUUCGGCCUCCAGUUUGAGAUGAUGCCAGCGGUGGAGGAGACGGGGACGCCGGCCAAGAGGUUGCAGCUUCGCGUGCCCCACCACGACGGUUGGUUGGACCAUAGGGAUGUCCUUCGGCACGUGAAGCUGCACCUCAAGAACAAGCACUGGAAGCGAUGGGCCGCGAUGAAGGACCAAGGGAAGGCUGCUCGCACCUUUGGUGGUGCUGGCAGCGCCUUCCUCUCGCGGCCCCGUGGUCUUUGGGAGAGCGACUACCGCUUUGCGGUGGGUGGUCGUCUCAACCAGCCGGAUACCCACAGUGUCUUGAAGCGCCGGCGUCUUCGGACGCACGACACGUGUCGAUUCCCUGGCUGCUCAAGGACCGAGACGCUGGCACGUGUGUUGAAUCACUGUGCCGGCACCAUGGAUGCAGUCCGCACCCGCCACGACGACGCUCUGACGAUCAUUGAACGGGCGAUAGCGUCGUCGGCGGGUGAUCGGAAGGAAAGGGUUGAUCUGAGGGUUAACCAAACCGUACCCUCGCUCCCCGGACCUGCUCUGCGGCCGGACUUGCAGGUCUACAACCACACCACACGUUCGGUGUCGGUUGUAGAUCUGGCUGUGGCCUUUGAAGACCAAGCUACAGACGACCCGAGGACGUCGUCGCUCGCGCGGAUUGCUGCGCUCAAGCGCGCCAAGUACGACUGCGUCAAGCGACACCUUGAGCGUCAAGGUUGGACGGUUCAACUUUCGUCGCUCGUCUACGGUUCGCUUGGUGCAGUCGCCGGUGGUAACCUUGCGGUUUACACCGAGCAACUUGGCGUGCUGAAGCGCGAUGCGAAGCGGCUGGACAGGCACCUUUCUGCUGAGUGCAUUAAGUCCAGCCGCCGCAUAUGGAAUCUACAUUGCAGCCAACACCGCGCGAGGCAGCAGGACCAAGGUGAAGUUCAAGGUUCAAGUCGAGACCUGUUCCAAGGACGAAGACAUGGACGCUCAAGACAAGAUGCAAGGGGCAGCCGAGUGACGGGGACCGGGGGGAACCCGUCACAUCAAGGCCGCCGCUAG
Molecule: messenger RNA, 6177 nt
Organism: Peronospora matthiolae
Lineage: Eukaryota; Oomycota; Peronosporomycetes; Peronosporales; Peronosporaceae
Source: the annotation of a GenBank genome assembly